AUGCUAUCCAGUGUCGAUCCAGCCCUUCUAUCCGCUCUUGGGCUGGAACCUACUUCCACCAAGCUGCUUUCCUAUGGAGGCUCCGGCUUCUCUUCCACAUACAAGCUCGUCUCAACCAAGGAGGGCAAUGAGCUCCAGUACUUUGUCAAAACCGGCACAGGUCCUGACGCCGAGGUCAUGUUUCGCGGAGAAUUUGCCUCGUUGAAUGCAAUUCACAAUGCCGUUCCCUCGUUUUGUCCAAAGGCAUAUGCCCACGGUCCUCUCCACUCGGCCUCUGCUUCCUCUUCGUCCCCCCAACUUGGCGGUGGCGCCAGCGCAGGAGGAAAAUACUUCCUUGUAACAGACUUCAUUGAUCUUGCGUCCUCAGCUUCGGGUGGAACCGGCCUUUCCUUUGCCGCCAAACUCGCAACGUUACAUACCACCCCCGCCCCAAUUCCAAAGGGGCAUUCCAAACCAAUGUUCGGGUUUCCAGUGUCUACCUGCUGCGGAUCUACACUUCAGGAUAACAGUUAUCGGGAAACCUGGGCCGAUUUCUAUGCAGACUGCCGUCUGCGGGCCAUACUCAAAGAGUGUAUCAAGCAGAACGGCGCGGACAGAGAGCUUUCCGAUGUGGUGGAGAAAACAGCUAGCAAGGUUGUGCCACGACUCCUGGGAGAGGGGCAUCUUAAGGAUGUAAUUCCUGUCGUUGUGCACGGGGAUCUGUGGAGUGGGAAUCAUGGACGAGGUCGGAUUUUCACACAAAAGGGGUCUGAAGAGGUUGUUUUUGAUCCGUCUUCCUGUUACGCACACUCGGAGUACGAGCUGGGCAUCAUGAAGAUGUUUGGGGGCUUUGGUGCUGGAGGAUUUUGGAAAGAAUACCACUCACUUGUUCCUAAAUCGGAGCCAGCAGAGGAGUAUGAUGAUCGAGUGGCAUUAUAUGAACUGUAUCACCAUUUAAAUCAUUUUGCUUUGUUUGGAGGAGGGUAUAGGGGUGGUGCUAUGUCCAUUAUGAGAAAACUUCUGUCCAAGUAUGGCUGA
Molecule: messenger RNA, 1017 nt
Organism: Podospora anserina S mat+
Lineage: Eukaryota; Fungi; Ascomycota; Sordariomycetes; Sordariales; Podosporaceae
Exons: 2
Coding region: 1-1017 (338 amino acids)
Source: RefSeq, a predicted model, not a curated record